Molecule: messenger RNA, 1456 nt
Organism: Linum tenue
Lineage: Eukaryota; Viridiplantae; Streptophyta; Magnoliopsida; Malpighiales; Linaceae
Source: the annotation of a GenBank genome assembly
GCGGGCAGUGCUCGAGUUUCCAGAUAUUUAGCAAGGCACGCUACCAGUAACUGCUUCGCUCCCAACCGAUCUAUGGCGGCCCUUCUUUCUCUUUCCCCCGGCUCUGUUAUCAACCAACCGGCUACUUCUCACCAAUCAAGAAAAACAAUUGUUUGUCGCCGGAUCGCCCGAAUCCGAUGCGGUAAAGCAAGCCCAUCGACAGAUCCGUCAGCCAAGCAGGAGGAGACCGGGAACAAUGCGAUACUGAAGCUGGCUUGGUACGGGUCGGAGCUCCUGGGAGUCGCCGCCUCAUUGUUCCGUCCGCCGCGGGAAGUCGAAUCUCCGCUGAAGGGCGUCGAACUCGCGAGGGACGGUUCAGGAACCCUUGAUCACUCCGCUGUGGUCCAGGCCAUCAAACAAGACUUCCAGAGAUCGUAUUUCGUCACAGGGAACCUUACACUUGAGGCAUACGAAGAGAAUUGCGAGUUUGCGGACCCAGCUGGUUCAUUCAAAGGGCUUCGCCGUUUCAAAAGGAACUGCUCGAAUUUCGGGUUGCUUAUUCAGACGUCGAAUAUGAAGCUCACCAAUUGGGAAGACUUUGAGGAUAAGGGGAUUGGGCAUUGGAAAUUCAGCUGCAUAAUGUCAUUCCCAUGGCGGCCCAUUCUUUCUGCAACUGGGUUUACAGAGUACUAUUUUGAUCCCCAAACUGGACGAGUUUACAGGCAUGUGGAGAAUUGGAAUGUGCCCAAAAUGGCGCUUCUAAAGCAGCUGUUGAGGCCCAGCCGAGGUAGCAGCAAAACCAAGGCCCCAGAGUGAGAUGAGGCCAUAGUAGGUGAAAUUGGCGAAAAGAAUGAAAUUCAAAUGAAAGGAAUCGAAAAGGGAGAAAAAUGGUGAAAAGUGCAUGAAUCACGAUUUGGUGGUGAUUAUCAUGGGCAAUAGACCGUGAACAUUACAAGGAGGCCUUGAAGUUCGCAGAUUUCCAGGAGCUUUCAUUUGUCUCAUGGUUGUAAGGAUCAUGGUCUCAGACCGUGAAGUCAGCAUGGAAAUCGUAAAGUGGUUAAUGAAAUAGUGCCUUUUGCACUAAAAUUUUGAUUUUAUUGCAUACUUCACGGGCGUGAUGUGCAAUCGUGAAACGUGCACAAUCAAGCUAUAUAUGGAGGAGAUCAGAUUUUUGAAGAGGUGGAGAGUUUAGAGUAAGAUUGGGUUUCCUGUUCCUUAACCUAGAGAGAAACCUACGAACAAGGGAGAAUUGAAGGUUGAUUUGACCUACCCAAGUCAAGAGGAGGCAAGAUUUUAUCUCCAAUGAUCAAUCCAAGCAAUUCUUAAGGAUAAGGAUCAAGUUUCCAUGGGUUUUCCCUCUUUUCUAGUUGUUGUUCUUUCUCUAGAUAUGGAGUAGUUUCUCUUUUCACUUGAAUGAUGUGAUCUCUAGUCUAGGAUGUUGUAGAUUGAUGUUUUUGAACUCUAUGUGAUGGUGGGC